Messenger RNA from Setaria italica (foxtail millet), 1713 nucleotides. RefSeq names its product pentatricopeptide repeat-containing protein At1g08070, chloroplastic. Lineage: Eukaryota; Viridiplantae; Streptophyta; Magnoliopsida; Poales; Poaceae. The transcript has a single exon. The record is from RefSeq and is a predicted model, not a curated record. Bases 1 to 1713 code for a protein of 570 amino acids. Gene Ontology annotation, molecular function: protein binding; RNA binding. Gene Ontology annotation, biological process: RNA modification.
AUGGCGGCGCCGCCUCGCCACCUCCCGGUCCUCCUCGGCCGCCUCCUCGUCGCCGGCGAGAUCCGCCAGAGCCCGUACCACCUCGGCCGCAUCAUACCCCUCCUUCCUUCGCACCCCCACCUCGCUGCCGCCCUCUCCAGCCUCUACUUCCCGCAUUUCCCCUCCUCCGCCACCUUCCUCCAGAACCUGCUCAUCCGCGCCUCCGCCGCGUCCCCCUCCCCGCGCCUCUCCUUCGCCGCGUUCUCCUCCCUCCUCCGAUCCGGUUGCCUCCCCGACCACUUCACCUUCCCUCCGCUGAUCAAGUCCGCCUCCAGGCUUCCCUCCUUCCCGCGCACGGGUGCGCAGGUCCACGCCCAGUCUGCCCGGCGCGGGUUCUUGGCCGACAUCUACGUUGUUAAUUCGCUCCUCGCGAUGUACGCGGCGUUCCGCGACACGGCGUCGAUGCGGGCCGUGUUCGACUCAUGCGCGGAGGUCGCCGACGUGGUCUCUUGGAACACGGUGAUUGGUGGCUACGUGAAGUGCGGGGAGAUUGGGAAUGCCAGACGGGUGUUCGACGAAAUGCCUCAGAGGAAUGGGGUGUCCUGGAGCGCGAUGGUGGGAGCGUACGCGGGUGCUGGGGAGCUGGAUGUUGCCAGGGAGAUGUUUGAUCGGAUGCCUGCCAUUGGGAGGAACGUCGUCACAUGGAACUCGAUGGUGACAGGGUUUGCGAGACAUGGGCUGCUGCCAUUGGCGAGGAAGAUGUUUGAUGAGAUGCCAGUCAGGAAUUUGGUGUCGUGGAACGCGAUGAUCAGGGGAUACACGAUGAAUGGCGAGAUGGAUGGCGCAAGGGAGCUGUUUGAUGUGAUGCCGGAGAAGGAUGUGAUUUCCUGGACAUGCGUGAUUUCCGGGUACGCACAGGCUGAACGUUAUGCAGAAACCCUUGAGCUAUUCAGGUCAAUGCAGAGCAAGAGCAGUAUCCGGCCUAAUGAGGUGACCAUGGUGAGUGUGCUCUCGGCAUGCGCACAUUUGACAGCUCUAGAGGAAGGGAGGUGGGCUCACACCUUCAUCGGCAAGCACAAAAUGGUUCUGGACAAUGAGUUCAAUCUUGGUGCUGCUCUCAUAGACAUGUAUUCCAAGUGUGGGAGAACAGACAUGGCUGUAAAAAUUUUCUACUCCCUGGAUCAGAAGAAUGUCUCUGCCUGGAAUGCACUCAUCACGGGGCUUGCAGUAAAUGGUGAUGCUUCCCAAUGCAUUGAUGUGUUUGAGCAGAUGAAGAGGUCAGGAGAGAACCCGAACGACAUAACAUUCGUCAGUGUGCUGACAGCUUGCGCCCAUGCUGGGCUGGUCGAUGAGGGUCGGCGGUGCUUUCAGAGCAUGGUAUCUGCUUUUGAGGUGCAGCCCGAGCUCAAACACUAUGGCUGCAUGGUUGACUUGUUGGGCCGUGCAGGGCUUCUGGAUGAGGCAGAGGAGCUGAUUCGGAGCAUGCCAAUGGCCCCGGAUGUCAAGGUUUUGGGUGCGCUACUAGGUGCAAGUCGAAUGCAUAAGAGAAUUGAUGUGGCUGAAAGAGUACAGCGUGGGAUCCUCAAUCUUGAUACAAAGCAGCCUGGCUGCCAUGUUCUGGUGUCUGACAUUUACGCUGCUGCUGGCAAAUGGGCUGAUGCUCUAGAGGCAAGGGGUUUUCUGCAGAAGCAUAAUAUUAGAAAGUUGCCGGCAUCAUCCAGCUCAAUGCAAUAG